Molecule: messenger RNA, 417 nt
Organism: Staurois parvus
Lineage: Eukaryota; Metazoa; Chordata; Amphibia; Anura; Ranidae
Source: the annotation of a GenBank genome assembly
GACCCCGCAUUCACUAUAUCUGCUGUCCCCAGACCCCGCAUUCACUAUAUCCACUCUCUUAAGGCCCUGCAUUCACUAUAUCCACUCUCCCCGGACCCGACAUUCACUAUAUCCGCUCUCCCCGGACCCAACAUUCAUUAUAUCUGCUCUCCCUGGACCCCGCAUUCACUAUAUCCGCUCUCCCAAGACCCUGCAUUCACUAUAUCCGCUCUUCCCGGACCCCGCAUUCACUAUAUCUGCUCUCCCCGGACCCUGCAUUCACUAUAUCUGCUCUCCCCGGACCCGGUAUUCACUAUAUCCGCUCUCCCUGGACCCCACAUUCACUAUAUCUGCUCUCCCCAGACACCGCAUUCACUAUAUCUGCUCUCCCCGGACCCUGAAUUCACUAUAUCCACUCUGCCUGGGCCCAGUAUUCAC